GAACUAUAUUAUUUGAUGGAUGUAAGUACACAAUUAAGACCGUGUGUAAUGCGGUUUGUUAAUGUAACAGCUUCAUUUUUGUCGUCGCCUGGACCGAUGAUGAGCUGACAUUUCCUCCUUUUUCAACUUGAUUGUUCGAUGUUGCCAAAGCCCUAUGUAGUUGUUCAAGAUGAGUCUGACAGCAUCGGCCCAGAACAUCCCCAAGAUCAUGGUCUUUCGACCAACCUUGGAGGAGAUGAAGGACUUCUCUGGCUAUAUCUCCUACAUGGAAUCCCAAGGUGCUCACAAAGCUGGUGUUGCCAAGGUGAUUCCACCAAAGGAGUUUGUGCCUCGGAAGAACUAUGAGGAUCUGGACUUGAUCAUUCCCGCACCAAUCCAGCAAGAGGUCAUGGGUCAUCAAGGCCUAUAUACCCAGUAUAACAUCCAGAAGAAGGCCAUGACUGUCAAGGAGUUUGCUAAGCUAGCCAACAGUGCAAAGUAUCAGACCCCACCACAUUUUGGCUAUGAAGAUCUGGAAAGGAAGUACUGGAAGAACAUCACUUACAACCCUCCCAUCUACGGAGCCGACAUCUCUGGGUCUGUGUACGAUAAAGGGGUGGACAUCUGGAAUAUCAACAGCCUGAAUACAGUCCUGGAUAUCAUUGAGGAAGAGCAAGGUGUGAAAAUAGAAGGGGUGAACACUGCCUACCUGUACUUUGGAAUGUGGAAGACGACGUUUGCCUGGCACACUGAAGACUUGGACCUGUACAGCAUUAACUAUCUCCAUUAUGGUGCUCCAAAAUCUUGGUAUGCUAUCCCUCCUGAGCAUGGCAAACGCCUGGAGAGAUUAGCAACUGGUUUCUUUCCUGGCAACUUCAAGAUUUGUUCUAACUUCCUGAGGCACAAGAUGUCCAUCAUUGCCCCUCACAUCUUGAAGAAGUAUUCCAUACCCUUCAACAAGAUUACCCAAGAGCAAGGAGAGUUUAUGGUGACAUUCCCAUACGGUUAUCACUCUGGAUUCAACCAUGGAUACAACUGUGCAGAAUCUACCAACUUUGCAUCUCUUAGGUGGAUCAACUAUGGCAAGAGAGCAAGCUGUUGCACUUGCCAGAAGGACUCUGUUAAGAUCAGUAUGGAGCCAUUUGUUAGGGUGUUCCAACCAGACCGCUAUGAAGCCUGGAAAGCAGGAAAGGACUCCCUCUACAUAGAAGAAGUGGAUAACCCCACGGGACAUGGCAGCAGUAUGAGGAAUAUGAAAGAACCCCCAAUGUUGCCAUUCACCCCAAAGAGUGAUGAACUACCCAGGAGACACCCAGUCCACAAGAAGGAUGGGAGGCGUACAAACUCUCCUAAUGCACUUCCCAAGAAAAAGAAAAAGAAAGUCAAAGAACCUGAUAUUACUGUGGAUGGAGUAACCCUCGCUGCUCUGAAGAAGAAGUACAAGAAGCUGAAGAAGAAAGCAGAAGCUGAUGCGAGGUCCAGUAGUAAAAAUACUGAUGGAACUGGUAGCAACCUGAAACUGAAAAAGAAGAAGAAGAAGCUUAAAGAUAAAGAUGGUGUUUCAAAGAAGAGAAAAUCUAGCUCAAGUGGGGAUGGGGAGUCGCCAACUAAGAAGAAAAAGAUGGAUGCCAAGAGCAAGCAUUCAAAUGAUGUCUCAAAGAAAAAGAAGAAAAAGGACCCAGUUGGACACCUGGUCAUUGUUUCUGAUGCUGAGAAGCUUAACAAGGAGCACAGCAGUCCCAAGAAAUCCAAAGACAUUGCCAAAAUUCCCAAGGAAAACCAACCUAAAGGCAGGCCAAAGACAGCGGCCAUGGAAGGCAGCGGUGAUGCGCCUGCACCAAGGUCAUCAACUAAUGGAUCAGAUGUCAAGCCCAAGGUAGAGGAUGGUGUGUCAGAAGGGGAGGAGGAGGAGGUCAACAAGGAGGUGGAAAGUGCUGUGGCCAGUAGGUGGGUCAUGUUUGACCAUCGGUACUCAUCGGUCAAGUCACCAUCGCAGGUCGUCCCCAAGAACACAUACAAGCACAAGCACCAACCUAGACCUUCAAGGGAAGAGGAAGGACGGAGACAGAUGGUGCGAAUGAGAAAAGGCAAAGACCGAUGCCCAUCACCCCCUCGUUCAGCAGUGGCCAUGUUGGAAUAUAGGCGGGCUCUGGCUAUGCCUAAGCCAGGCGGCUUACCUGAAGUGCUACCUCAAGCUCUGGUUCACACUCAUUCUGCCUUUACAAUCAAAGAAUCCAGAGCAAUGAAGGACUGGGCGCGUUCCCUCAACGGUCUUUGGGUUACUCAGCCUACUAACUUCAUGAUGGAGAAGGUUCAUAAUGCUUCCAUGGCUGAUCAGAAGCCAGGAUGCUGUGUUUGUCGGAUCUUCUAUCAUGACAAGCUUGGUAUCUACGAUGAAGAUGACUCGGGCAAAACCGUGCUGGUUGGGUCUUCCCAGGACUAUAGGAAGUUUGUUCUUACACCAGAAGACUGCUUUGCUGCUACUCAGGAGAAUUCCAACCCAUCGUGUCAUAACUCUCUCAUCGAUGCUGAGGCGUGUAGCCCCAUACUCACAUGUAGUUCUUGCAAUAUGGCUGUCCAUGCUAGUUGUUAUGGACAAGCCCCAAUAGAAGGUGAAUCACCAUGGGUCUGUGAGAGGUGUCAAGAAGAAGACUGGUCAGCAGUCUGUUGUCUGUGCAACCUUCGGGGCGGGGCACUGAGACAUACCACUACCGGGAAAUGGGCCCACAUCAUGUGUGCUAUGGCUAUCCCAGAGGUCCGCUUUGUCAAUGUAGAGGAGAGGAGUCCCAUCGAUUGCUCGAACAUCUCGGAAGCAAGGUUAAAACUGAAAUGUUUUUUCUGCCGAUCGUUCAUCAAGUACAGCCCUAAGUUUGGAUCCUGUAUCCAGUGCUCUGUGGGCAAGUGUGCCAUAUCAUUCCAUGUAACGUGUGCCAAUGCAGCGGGGGUGAUCAUGGAGCCGGGGGUCUGGCCAUGUGCAGUCUUUGCCACCUGUAUUAGACAUCCUGUCAACGUCAAAGAUUGGACAAGGAUUCGUAAGAUGAAAGAGAUCCAUGCAGGAGACCAAGUAAUUGCCAAGCACAAAAACAAUCGCUACUACAAAUCAGUGGUGAAAGGGGAGAAGGCUCAGCUGUUCUGUCAUGUGGAGUUCAAGGAAGACCAAAGCUUCUGUGAUAAUCUCUACCCUGAAGACAUUGAGAGUCACAACAUAGCCACUGACGGAGUACCUGAGGUCGGAAGCGACGUUGAAGUGCGCUGGGUAGAUGGGCUCCUCUACCCUGGAACCUUCAUUAACAGCUACUCUACUAAGAUGUAUGAGGUCCUCUUUGAAGAUGGGUCUGUUAUCACCGUCAAAAAGGAAGAUAUCUACAAGGACGGCGAACCCAUGCCCAAGAGAGUUCGGUCUAGACUGUCUGAAGCUACAGAAGUGCGGUAUAUUGGAUUCAGUGAUCUUGCUGUACUGUCCAACCAAUACAAGGCAAUCAAGACGGAUGGUGACGAGAGAAUGGCAGCAGGGAUUUCAGCCACAGGAGCAUCGACAGGAUCAGGCAUAGGAUUAACCUCGGGUGUAUCUUCUAAUAUUACCCCUGUCACUUCAGGAAAUCAGGAAAGGACUGAUUGCACCCCUGAAAAGGGAUCAGUAACUCACAAUGCAUCCUCGUGGAAAACUAUGUUUGGCCCGUCGACGAGCUGCGACAUCCCAGACAGGAAGGAAUCGACAGACGGUGUGAAUGCGGGUAUCGUAGAAAUCAAAGAUGAACCGGACUCUGUUUCUGUCACGACACUUUCAUUGCCGUUCGAUGAUAGCAGUAUUGCGAAUCCCACGUUGCAAGGUGGUGUUUUAAUCGCUCCGGGUGUGACAAUAAAGACUGAAUCAGACUCUCAAGCAAUACAAGGGUCUAGCAGUGAAGGCCAAGUCUUCUUCCCUAAUGAUGCAUCGCUGAAAAUUGAUACAGUGUCAUUCAGACCGGGAGAAACGCCGCAGAAUGGACAAUUCUUUUCGCAGUGAUUUCUGAAAUAGCCAUGUAUAGGUUGUAUAGUCAAGGCAAGUUGUUGAAUAGCCACAGGAUUGUUUUUACCCUUUUUUGGAUGCUAGUUGCAGGGAUUCAUACAUCCUGGCAAAGGACAUAGCUUGAAAUUAUCGGUGAAGCCAGCAGCCAAGGAGAAAUAUUUAUAAUGCAGAGGUGUAAAUGUACAGAUGUGUUGUUCCAUAAACAAAAUCUACAUCAUUUGAGCAUACAUUCAGCAGACAGAAAAGUGAAAGUUAAACUCCACAUGGAAUUUCGCAGGAACUGAAUGUCUUCUAGACAUUCAAUUUCAAAUGCAUGCUAGGUUUUUUCACAUGCAAUAUAUAACUUUGAUGCAUGAACACUUCAAUGCAUCUGUCCUAUUUUCAUUUCAGACCAUUGUGCACUUUUCAUUUUGUAACUACAGAUACAUGUUAGACCCACCAUUCAAUUAUGAAAAAGGCCAUUUAUAUCUUUGUGUGUCUUCCGAGAUGUAGAAUUGUCAAUUUUACAAUAACUCUUCUGAUUUUCUUAAAACUAAUAUUUCUACCAGUGCCAUCAAAUAAAAAAUCUCAAAAUUUAAAGGCGAUUUAGCAUGUAUAUGUAUCAAGUACUCUUGGUGUGAUUUUGUAAACUGGUUUGUUUACUGGAAUACAGAGUAGAUUGGCUUAAGGGCUUGCACAAUAUUGAAAAUUUUGGUAUAGAUUAUUGCCAGCUGUCAAAAACGCAGUUAAAUGUCAAAUAUUGUCAAGUAAAAUUCACUAAAUAUUCUCUCUGCACUGAAAUUUUAAUGUAAUAAUAUUCUGAUAUUAUUGCCAUAUUGUGCAGCCGUAUUUGCUAUUCCAUGCUAAAACUUACAUAGAAACCACCUCUUUGUUAUUUUUUAACUUGAAUUUUUAGCAAAUUGUUUCAGAGGUGUUAAUAUAACCUUGUAUCUUAAAAUUUAAGAUUGUUUAAGACAGGUCAUAAAAAGUUUAAUUUUAGAAUUAUGACAUAAGCAGCAGCUUUCUUUUGCGUAGAAAGAGUUUACUACAAGAAUUAGUAGACUGUUUUCAGACAAUGUUAGGUUGCCACCAUUGCUAUAUUUCUAAAAUAAAACUUUUCUGAGCUGUCAUUGAUUUUAACAUUUUGAGAUACAAAGUUUGAACAGCACUGCGAUGAAACAUCAACUCUUACCUUGAAUUGCAACUUUGGAAUUUCAGAAAUUUGACAUGCUGAUAAAAAUUUUUCUUAUUAAACUUAAGAUAUUCUGUGUCAGAGGAAUGCCAUUGCAACAGCUUACACAAUACACUUGUACACAUAAUUGUUUUCUCAAUCGUUAGUACCUUUUUCCCUAAAUUUCACUUUACAAUGAAAAUCCUAGGGGGUGUUUCACAAAGAUGUAAGUAUGACUUAGAGUUGCACUUUAAUGCAUAGUUGAGUGCGGUAUAAAAGACAUCACCGCAUUGGUCAGAUCAUGCCAAAAGGACGCGCACUACUUUGUAUUGAUCAAUAAGAUUGUGUGUUGCAUAUCAUGUACCCGUCGGCAUUUAAGUACGAUUUAAGUCAUACUUAAAUCUUUGUGAAACACCCCCCAGGUCGUGGUUGAUAUUGUCUUUUAAUAUUUUUGUAUAAUUGAUUACCUCCAACUUUUAGACUGAUAUUUUUUUAUACUCUAGGUCAUAAGAAUUCACUACAGUGCACAUUAAAUAUUUGAUGACCUCGUUUUGUAUAGACUUGUACAUGAAAUGUAUAUACAGCAUAUAAGAAAAUGUGCAGUUGUGCUUGGCAGUUUUAAUAUUAAAUUAAUGCAGCAUGAGCUAGAUAUUCUAGCAGCUUUUAGUGUUGUAAUGCUUUAAAUGUCAACUGCCAUAGGCAAAGUAUGUAAAAGGUCUGUUCAGUAUUCAUACAUAGAUGCAGUCAUGUGUUUUCACUGGCUGAAAAUGAAUUAAUUUGGUUUGUAAAUUAUGAUAAAAAUUUCUAUAUUUAUGGUUUAUUUAUAAAAUGAUUUACUUGAAAUAAGAAUGAAAAAAAAAUGAUUUUGAGAGUUUACUAAAAGUUGACUGUGAAUAAAGUGGGUUUAUAUGAAAUUUCAGGUAUCAAGAUUACCCCUUCAAGCAUCAAUUUAUAUGUUUCUAUGAUAAUGAGACUGGUCAAUGUAGAAAUUAUUGAAAAUGUAAAGAACAGCAAAAUUCACCAUCCAAAAUUCAGUUGCUGUAUUCAUCGAAUUAUUUUCUGUGUCGACUUCGGUCCCUUGCUUUUUAGUGUUUGGAGCUGUGGAUUUCUCAUCCACAGGGAUCCAAUGGGACGGCAGUGAAAAAUGAAGUGGUGCAAAACCAUUUGCCAGCGCUGUCGACUUUGAAAUUUCCUAUGUCUUGCCUACAGUUAGCUAUCUCUAACCAUUCCCUUGAAUUUGAAACCAUGUUGAAUUGUAUCAUGAAAACUCAUCCUCCCUAGGUUUUUACUUUUGAAUUUGUUACAUGCUUUUCAUUUUCUACCAUAUAGAUUAUAACCAUGAGAAACAUAAUGUAUAGCAUACUGUAAAUACAUGUAAAUUCAUUUGUAAAGAUUA
This is a messenger RNA of Lytechinus pictus (painted urchin), 6534 nucleotides long. RefSeq names its product lysine-specific demethylase 4A-like. Gene Ontology annotation, biological process: chromatin remodeling; regulation of gene expression. Lineage: Eukaryota; Metazoa; Echinodermata; Echinoidea; Temnopleuroida; Toxopneustidae. The transcript is spliced from 19 exons. Gene Ontology annotation, cellular component: chromatin; nucleus. The record is from RefSeq and is a predicted model, not a curated record. Gene Ontology annotation, molecular function: histone H3K9 demethylase activity. Bases 170 to 3985 code for a protein of 1271 amino acids.